AAAUCGAAACUACACAGGAAAAUAAUGAAAACAAAAUCGUCAAUAUAAUGGGUUUCAUUAAUCGCAAAACUGCAUUUAUAUAAUAAAUAGUACGUGAUUAUUGAUUGGCAAUUCGGAAUGAAACAGAUGUAGUCGGGUAUCUUCACUUUUGCUGGCGUAAAUUGAUAUGCUACAUUAUUUUUAAAAUAAUGGGCGACCAAGAAGAAAUUUCAACUGAGGGUAUUGAUCCGAAAGCGCUUGCAAGUGCCCGUGUGUUACAGUCAGUGGCAAAAGAAAUAUCAAAUGAUGAAGAUCAGACAAAACAAUUAAGAUUUAUUGUUGAGACGAUUGCAAAUGAAUCACUUCUCGAAGACAAGGAUUACCUGGUUUUGACAGGCAAGACGAGAGAGUUUGUUAAUAAUCUAGGUUUCACGACCCCGUUUUCGGUCAGUAAGACUAAAGAUAUCAUUAACAUACUGCUCUUGAUGUGGAAUCAUACAAAUGUCACUAGAUAUGUUAUGAAAAGUGUUUACAAUGUGGAUAUCGCUUCGACAGCAGACGAGAUGAUAGAUCAGUUUCCGAGUGAUCUUAAACAGCUGGAUGCCCAGUCUGCUGAAAUUUUCGCCAAAGCUCUUAAAGAUGGCUCCGAAAAAGUUAAGAAUAUCCGCCUUAUGGUCGUUGGCAUGUUUGGUGUGGGAAAAACGUCCCUUGUUAAAAAUCUGAUUAAAGACUUAAGGGACGAAAAUUUAAAACCUGUUAGCACUGAAGUUAUUGAACUGCGAAGAUGUCAGCUGAUGGAAAAUGGCGACUGGUGCUUAGAUAAAGACCAAAAAGAAGCCAAAUAUAAGAUUAGAUAUCAAGCCGCUUUUAAGGAAGCCAUUCAUACGCCAACAGUCGAUGAUUUUUCUUCAUGUAUACCGUCUACCUUAGACGAAACCACCCCUGACUCUGAAGUUAACGACUCGGUUACUGAGAAACCAACAGAUGCUUUAGAAGAAAUAAAGAAACACGUCGAAGAACGUAAAGACGAUGAGGGAAUAAGAGGCAUAAUUGAAUUUGCUAAGAAGGUACCUGAAGUUGGUGAGGAUGUUAUCGUCAAUAUACCUGUUCCUGUUGCAACGACAGGCAUCACUGUAUCUGUUUGGGAUUUUGCAGGUCAGACACUGUACUAUUCUACCCAUCAAUUCUUCCUGAAUAAGAGGUCUAUAUAUCUUGUUCUUAUGGACAUGACUAAAAAGUUGGAUGAGUGUAUACAAGAAGAUGAAACAAGUGGAAUAUGGUGUGGUUUGAGUGAAGAAUGUAAAUAUUUGGAUGUAUUUAAGUUUUGGCUGAAUGCAAUCCACAUGUACAGCGGUUAUAGGUCUAUGACAGGAAAUAUAAAACCAACUGUGAUUUUAGUUGGUACUCAUAAAGAUAAAAUGGAAGGUUCUGACGAGGAGAAAGAGGUCAAGAAAGAUAAAUAUUUUGAAAAAGCACUGCAAGCAUUUAGAGGUACAAAAAUCUUGCGGCAUAUUCAUAGGAAAAAAUACUUGGUGAAUAAUUUAACUUCUGAUGAUCCUGUUUUCAAACAGAUACGAAAAGAAAUUCGACGUCUGGCAGAGAAGCAGGAAUUUUGGAAUGAAAACUAUCCUGUAAGAUGGAUCCAGAUGGAACAGUCUCUUGACAAAUUGAGAGACAGUGGAAAACAACUACUACAGAGAAAUGAAGUUAAUGCAGAAAAUCAAUCAAAUGUUCACCCAGUUAUUGAAAAAGAACUAGAUUUGUUCUUGGACAUUCAACAUAGGCAUGGCAAUAUUUUAUAUUUCAACACAGAUCAACUGAAACAUUUGGUUGUUCUUGCACCCCAGUGGAUCAUUGAGGUAUUCAAGUGUUUUAUCUCGCAUAUAAAGAAUAAAGAUCCUCAAUUGAGCGUACAAUGGAGUGAAUACAAGAAAAAUGCUAUUCUAAAACCAGAGAUUUUCAGUGAAAUUAUGGACAAUGCCCCACCGAAUAUUGAAGAAAAUAGACAGCAUAUCAUGAUGUACAUGGAGCAACUAGAUGUUAUGGCAAAACCCUUAAAACCUGAAGAAUGCAAAGAAAUCGAUGCUCUCGAAGAACCUGAACAAGAAACUUCUGAUGCAGCUGAAGAAUUGAAUGUCAAUUUUUUAGAUUUUCAUAUUGUUCCGUGUCGUCUGAAGAACCCACCACCUCCCAUAGUCCAGUUUACUUCACCGGAAAAUUGCAAGAAAACGCCAGUUCUAUGUUUUGUGUUCAUUGAUAAUUUCAUGCCACCAUCUUUUUUCCACCGACUUGUUGCUGUGUGUAUUCGCACUUGGCCUAUCAGCCAACAAAAAGGAAAAAAUCUGUUGUACAAUGGGCUUGCAGUGUUUGAAAUUCGUGCAACUUAUCGUUUGACAAUCUGGUACAAAGAUCACAUUAUUUACGCACGAAUAUCAUCUUGUUCGAAGGAGCCCUUAUUUGAAUUUGAUUUCAAGUUGUGUCAUGGUGUAAGACGCAAACUCAGACACAGUUUGGAAAACUUUGUUGCUCAAUCAUUGGAAAAUCCCUGGACUGCUAGAAAAUUGGAUGAGAACAUUCAAUGCCCAUACAUGAAAGAGUCUUCGUACAAUGCAGGCAUGUUUAGGGUGAAGGAUUUCGUGUAUAAUCGUGAAUUGUCUUGCACGGCAUGUCCGGAACAGCAUGCGGUAGGAAGAGAAGAGGCGAUGAAGGACUGGUACAAGGAAGCAUUAGAUCGAAUGCAAAAUGAUGAUGAUUUGAAUAGACCAGUCGAGGAAAGUGAUCUGACUAAGGCUGCCAAGAUGGUCGGUAAAGAAUACUGGAUGUUGGGCAUUGAACUGGGAUUGACCGAUGCGGAAAUGGAACAACUAAAUAAUGAGAAGGAAUGUAAAAAGAAUCGUAGUACGUUUGUGUUUAGAUACAUGGUGAUGUGGAAGGACAAGGAAGGAAAGACUGCAACACUGCAAAAUCUUCAAAAAGCCAUGCAGGCUGCUAUUCUAAAUCACUAAAAUGAUGAUGCUUCCACAGCAAGCAUGUAAACAACACAUUGUUCUCGAUAUCUCUGUAUCCAAUUGUGAAGAAGGAUAAACAAAGAUUCCCAAGAAACAUCUGCGUUAGGAAUUUCCUAUUUGUGUAUUCGUGUGGAUUUUGUGAAAUACACUCAGUGUUCAGCUGACGGUCUUUUUUAUCACAAUUUGUAAAUUAGUGACACACACGAUACGUCUUGUGUCCAUGGAUUGACUAUGGUGUUGGUGCCUCGUUGUUAAUUAAGUAAUUUAGUCUGAACUUAAGUUCUUGAAUGCAGGUAUAGAUAAAUAAAAAGGGGUUCUAAAGACAUUUGCACCUAUAUUGCUGGGCAACUCAUUUCUUAAAGUUGAUAUCCCAGGAAUUUUCUUGUGUGUGUUUGUUAUAGUUUUUUAAUUAUAAUUAUAUAGCCUCAUACUGCAGAUAUAGUGGAGUGAAGGUGCAAAGCUUUUUGCAAUGUUUGUCUACGUAGUGUGUUUUUGUUCAAUCUUUUAAACAUAACGAAAUACAUUUAAUGCAGAUUAUUUUUCAAUUGUUUUCUACAGCAGACAUGUCAAUUUAAUUGGGAGUAUAUUUGUGAAAAGAACAUAUACAGAAUGUUUCAAACCAAAGUCAAAGCAUAUUCUUAUAUUCUUGUAAACUCUAAAAAAAAGUGUUUUUGUAUAUUUUCUUGUAAUAAUCUUCUGCAGUUGUUGAGCAUUUUAAUGAAUUAACCAUGUUCAUUUGGUCAUAAAUCGCGCAUGUGUGUAUGUGUAUUCGUUCGUGCAUGCGUGUUUAUUUGCACGUCGUAAUCAGUGUGCAUUUAUUAUACAAUUGAUAUUUAUAUGUAUCUGGUACAGACGCGACUAAACAAAGUGUUGUUGUUUUCGUGAAAAGAAUGUUGUUAAAGUUGUACAUUGUGAUUAGGGACUUUUGCGCUGGAGUUGGGUGUUAUUGUUUAUUCAAAAUCGUAGAACCCACGACAUUUAAUACUUCUAUAUAAACUCUUUUUUUUUAUCAUAAAGUGUUUCUUGAUAUCAUGUGUUUCUGCAACAUAUUUAAACAUUGGUGGUUUUGUUAUUAAUGUGUACGUGUGAUUUUUUGUAAAUUAGUUAAAAAUGAUUUUUAUUUGUAUUAUUUCUACAUGCUUUAAAAAUAAAUCAUUUUGUUCUUGUUUCCUAUAUCUCGCAGUAAGCAAGAGACGCAAAUUGAUGUUUAAAUUUCGAUAUAAAGAAUUGUUUAGCUAAAUGGAGUAAUUAGGGCGUUCGAUAAAAUGCGACGUACUAGUGAAAGUAAUACGUGUUUAACAAAAAAACUACGAUUGAAGUAUAUUAUAUUAAAUGUUCUUAUGAACUUGAUGUAGAGUAUUCAGUUAUAUUAAAGGGUUUGCUUGGAUGAGUGUGAAAAUGUUAAGCACUUUAAAACUUCAUUUAUGCAAAACACUUUAUAUUAAUUCAAACUUUUCUGUUGAACUGAUGUAUAGACAUCAAUAUCAUGCUGUCUAAUAAACAACAUGAAGUAUGUCGGAUGUUAGUAGGUAAAGAAAUAUUUAUGUAAGAACAUUCAGGGGAAGUAAACGUCUUUGACCAAUAUGCUUGUAUUAUCAAAUUUACAUAGGAAGCACCUCCCCGGUAUUGGUUUUAAAGACAUGUGCCAGGUGACAAGUAAGCAGAGAAUGUGAUUGACUAACAAAUCAUGAAAACUAUGGGCAUGAUGUUGAUAUCUCAUGAUAAAUGUGUUACAAAGUAUGUUUAUCAAUCCGACAAUUGUCUCAUGUUGUGUAUGGAUAUUUAUUGUUUUAAAAUUGCUCUUUAUUAAAAAUUAAUAUGUUUGUUAAUUAACAAUUAUUUAAAACAAUCAACAAAACGUGUUGUGUAAUGAAUAUUGUUGAAUGUUAUUUGAUUUAAAGAUUUGCCUAAAAAAUAGCGUUAAAUUUUUGUUUUAGUGGUUUUAGAAAGGUACUUUACCAAUAUGCUUUUCAGUAACAUUGGCCUAUAAUGAAAGUACUCUGUGUAUUCUUUAAAAUAUUAACAACUGAUACAACUGUAAUAAUCCCUGCAAAAUAUGUUGGUUUGAACAAUAGCGAAAUAAAUCACUCCCAAUAUUAAUAACUAUGCAAAUAAACUGUAUACUUAUAGACUAAACUGGUGUUUUCCUAAAAUUAACUUUAUUGACAGUAGCAAACGUGUUUAUAGUUUUAUUUUGAACAAACGUUCGAUGAUAAUUUCCUCUUUGGCACAUAUUGCUCCAUGAUUUUAUAAUUAUAAAGUCGUUAUGCAAAUUUAACCUUUUAUGAUAAUACUUUGACAAUUAAUGAAUCAAACUAAACAAUUGUAAUGACUUUAAUGUGUAUAAGAACACUCUAAAUAGUAAAUUUAUGUUUAUUAUCUACAAUAUUUCGAAAUGUAUAUGUAACUUGUCAGGUAAUGUAACGUUCAACGUGAUUUGCUGGAUAUAUACUGCAGUUAAGAUCUAGCCAAUGGAAACGCAUUUUAAACAAUGUACAAGAUUAUGCAAAAUAAAAGAAACAUCGUGUUAUUGUAAAUAGAAACAAUAAACUGAAUUGCAAAGGAAUAUGGAAAUUUCUAAUAGAAUUAUUGGUUUACAUCGUUGUUCACAUGUGACAAAAACAGAACUUUCGAGCUUUUUGAAAGAAAUGUAUGUCCUAAUUCAAUGAAAAGCUAGUAGUUUAUUUACCAGGUGUAUGAAUUUCUACAAGAUAAAUGUAGUUUAUGUUGUUAUACAGUGUAUCUGGUGUAUUUAUUGCUUUUUGAAGCGAAUUGUUCGCCAUAUAUCAGUACAUUUUUACAGAAUAUAUUGAGUAAUUAUUUAAGGUCUCCAUGUUUUUAGUAAAAAAAAACACGGAGUAAAACGUAUUUAAAUGAAAUAAAUAUGUUUCGCUUAAUGUAGUUAUUUAACAAGUUAUGUUUUAAAUUGCUUAUUUAAUACGAUAACAUUGUAAUAUUAUCCAUGCAUACUAUUCAUGUAUAUCUUAAUGUCUGCAUUAAAAUAUGUUGGUCAAACAUGCGUUUGAAUAAGGAAUUGGUAUGCAUUAAUUUUUGUUUUCAGUAAAUAUUAAUUAUACAAUUAUCACUAAUUUUACAAUUUACUACAUGUGUAUUUGUGUUACAAUAAUUGAGAUGCAUUGAAGUGAUCUGAAUAUGAUAUUUAGUAAUAGUAAUGAUUAAUAUGGAUUUUAAUAAUGUGAGUAAGCUAUAUUUGAUUGUUUACCUUCAAAUGUAGAAAUUGUAAUCAAGAGUUAUGAAAUUUACGUUAUUUUUAUGCAUCAUGCCAUAUUUUAUUAAUACAUGUCUAGAUGCACACGUACAUUAUUAAUGAAAAUAGUAUUGCAUUAUGAAUAAGCCUUCAUGCAUGUGUUGGAGGUAGACACUAUUUACGUGUCAGUUGGUAUUUUGUUUCCUCUUAAAAUUUAUUAUGCGGUUAUUAUGCAUACUUUUAUGAGUGUGCUAUUUUAGAAAUAGUUGUUUGUCUUGAGUUGUUAAUUUCUUAACAAGCAUAAAAAUAAAAUAGAAACGUUUAUAUCACAGUUUUAAACAACGUUUACUAGUAAAGGGAAAAUUAAUAUUUGUAUUUUCGUGAAUGGACUUUACCUGUUUAAUUAUGGUCAACUUAACGAUAAAUCUUAUAAAUGCAACAGCGCGUGCAAACAUUAAUUUCUAUUUUAACAAGUAAAGGAAAAAGAUUGAAUAAAAACAUGCCUUGCGAAAUAACAUGAAUUACAAUAAUACAUUUUAUUUUCUCCCACAAUUGCUUUUAACAACUUUGCUUUUUACAAUUCAAACAUAAUUUUCAAAUUCCAAAGUAAACGUCGAUACUUUUCUUUGCUUGUUAAUAUUUGUAUAAUUAUCAUUAAGCAUUUCUUUUUUAUGCCCCCCUUCGAAUAAGAGGGGGUAUAUUGCUUUGCUCAUGUCGGUCGGUCUGUCGGUCGGUCGGUCUGUCGGUCCGUCCACCAGGUGGUUGUCAGACGAUAACUCAAGAACGCUUGGGCCUAGGAUCAUGAAACUUCAUAGGUACAUUGAUCAUGACUCGCAGAUGACCCCUAUAGAUUUUGAGGUCACUAGGUCAAAGGUCAAGGUCACGGUGACCAGAAAUAGUAAAAUAGUUUUUGAAUGAUAACUCAAGAACGCAUACGCCUAGGAUCAUGAAACUUCAUGGGUAGAUUAAUCAUGACUUGCAGAUGACCCCUAUUGAUUUUGAGGUCACUAGGUCAAAGGUCAAGGUCACGAUGACCCGAAAUAGUAAAAUGGUUUCCGGAUGAUAACUCAAGAACGCAUACGCCUAGGAUCAUGAAACUUCAUGGGUAGAUUGAUCAUGACUCGCAGAUGACCCCUAAUGAUUUUGAGGUCACUAGGUCAAAGGGUAAGGUCACGGUGACCUAAAAUAGUAAAAUGGUUUUCGGAUGAUAACUCAAGAACGCUUUUGCCUAGGAUCAUGACACUUCAUAGGUACAUUGAUCUUGACUCGCAGAUGACCUCUAUUGAUUUUGAGGUCACUAGGUCAAAGGUCAAGGUCACGGUGACCCGAAAUAGUAAAAUGGUUUUCGGAUGAUAACUCAAGAACGCAUACGCCUAGUAUCAUGAAACUUCAUAGGUAGAUUGAUCAUGACUUGCAGAUGACCCUUAUUGAUUUUGAGGUCACAAGGUCAAAGGUCAAGGUCACGGUGACCCGAAAAAGUUAAAUGAUUUUCGGAUGAUAACUCAAGAACGCUUUUGCCUAGGAUCAUGACACUUCAUAGGUACAUUGAUCGUGACCCGCAGAUGACCCCUUUUGAUUUUCAGGUCACUAGGUCAAAGGUCAAGGUCACAGUGACAAAAAUCGUAUUCACACAAUGGCUGCCACUACAACGGACAGCCCAUAUGGGGGGCAUGCAUGUUUUACAAACAGCCCUUGUUUAUUGAAUGGAUUCCUUAAACACCUCUUAUCACUCUUCAUAGGUAGUAUAUGUAGUAUUAUCUGUAUAAUGCAUAUUCAAGUUGCUGAAUUUGUUUUGUUUGUGUUGUUUUUGUCGUCAUUUCCUAUGUUUUGCUGCUGACAUUGUCAUUGCUGUAAUUUGAAAUGCAUAUUGUUUAAAGUUUAUGAUUUUAUUUUAAUUCAUGUUAUGAAUUUAAAUAAUUUCAUAAUUGAAAUAAUUAAUUGUUUUAAUAGUUUUACUACCGAAUUUGUUAAAUCAUCGCAUGCUUAUGAUGUUUAGUCCCUUUAUGUUGCAAUAUGGUGAACUAUUGUGAUCACCCUAUAUCAGGCGACCGUCAUCGUUCGUUAUGUGUCGUCAACUUUUAGCUUGCUAUCAUACAAGAGGCAUUUUGAUAAUGUAUAGACCGAGUUCGAAACUUGGACAUGUGCGUCCAGAUGCUCGAAAAGCAUUUAUAUCACUGUUAAGACCACAUUUAUAUCUCAAUCCCAUUGACAAUUGGUCAAAAUAGUUAUCUUGACAAUAUCAGGGCUGAAUUUAAAUCUGGGUAACGUCCAUCCAAUAACAAUAUAACUAGGUCAACUCUUACAAAAACGUUGUCCUUUAACAGGCUAUAAGUAUGACUCAUUCUUGGUUAAGCUUGGUCAGAUUGUUUAUGGGUACAAUAUAAAGGCGUGAUUCAAAUUUUGCUCAAAUUAAUUCAAAAACGUAGGUCACCAGGUGAACUCUUAACCUUGUUGCCUCGCUAGAUGGCACAUUCAUGGCUCAAUCCUGGAAAAUGGUUCGACGAUUAGUCUCCCUCGAACUUAAAUGAGCGCCUUAGGGCCAUCAUGACCUUCUUGUUUUUGGUUUAAUACCAAUAUUACGUUUUGCUUCCUGAGAAAACGAAGGUGAAAAUUCUGCUCUAAGAAUACUUUAAUGUUUUUGCCAAUACACUGAAACAAACUUUAACAAAAUGGCCGUAAAAGAAUUUAUGUUGUAUUGAAAUAAACGUAGUGCAUACUUAUAAAAUCAACACAUAUAUAUAUAUAUAGAUGCUAGGUCGUUGUCCACAUCAAGAAUGUAUUCGCUUUUGUAUCACAUAAAGGGACUUAAAAAAUGACCGUGUUAUGUGCGCAAAAUAAGUAAAAUUAUAGCAUAUGCUAGUUCUAGUAAUUAAUGUUAGUUUUAUUUUAAGUAUCUGUUUAAUUGUGUAAAUAUGAAAUUGUUAAACAUUUACAAAUAGCAUGUUAAAGGGGUUAAUCGAUGCCGCGUUCUACCGAAUAGUAAGCAGCGCACAGUGCUGACAUCAAAAUAGUACCUUUUUGUUUGUAUUAAAUUGUGUGUCUAAUUUUAGACAAUACAUAAAAGUUAAGACGAAGUUCAUUCAAAAACGUCGCACUGAAAAUGUUUCUUAGCUACCAUAAAAUAACAUUGCAUGGACCUUGAAAACGUAUUCAUACGGUUCUAGGCGUUUUAAAUAUUUCACAUUAGAGCAAAUGAAAAACAUUCAAAAUUAAGUUGCAAGGAGAAUUUAUAUUGCUGUUCACGUUUGUUUGCAUCGGAGCGUGUCUUUUAUCUUACAUCGAUAAACCCCUUUAUUGCUUGCUGAUAUAACAUUAAGCCUAUGUCAUUCGAAUUAAUUAUACGUGUAUUCAUACUGAUUAUAAGUGUACACCAAUUCCCAUUCAGUGGCGUUUGUAUACAGAUCGAUGAUGGUUUAGCCCUCUGUCGCGAAAUGUGUCCGUUUAUUUUUAAUGUUCGCGAGUGCUAUGCUUAAGCACUUAAAACACACACAUUAUGAUGUACAAAAUCAAGUCUGCUUUUUAUGUCCCCCACUAUAGUAGUUGUUUUUGCCCUGUCUGUUGGUCUGUUGGUCUGUCUGUUGGUCUGUUUGUUGGUCUGUUUGCGCCAAUUUUAACAUUUUGCAAUAACUUUUGUUAUAUUGAAGAUAGCAACUUCAUAUUUGGCAUGCAUGUGUAUCUCAUGAAGCUGCACAUUUUGAGUGGUGAAAAUUCAAGGUUAAGGUCAUCCUUCAAGGUCAGAGGUCAAAUAUAUGUGGCCCAAAUCGCUUAUUUUAUAAAUACUUUUGCAAUAUUGAAGAUAGCAACUUGAUAUUUGGCAUGCAUGUGCAUCUCAUGGAGCUGCACAUUUUGAGUGGUGAAAGGUCAAGGUCAAGGUCAUCCUUCAAGGUCAGAGGUCAAAUAUAUUUGGCCCAAAUCACUUAUUUUAUGAAUACUUUUGCAAUAUUGAAGAUAGCAACUUGAUAUUUGGCAUACAUGUGUAUCUCAUGGAGCUGCACAUUUUCAGUGGUGAAAGGUCAAGGUCAAUGUCAUCCUUCACAAGGUCAAGGUCAUCCUUCAAGGUCAAAUGUCAUAUAGGGGGACAUUGUGUUUCACAAACACAUCUUGUUUAUUUUAAGGCGAAAGGUCAAUACUGCGAAGGUUUAUGAAACAUAUCCCGGGUAGGCUUAAAAUUUAUUUCAAAAAGUAUAACUGUUCUAACUAUGUAUAAACCAUAAAUUCAGUAAUUACAAAAAGUUUGAGACAUCGAUUCAAUUCUGGGUAUCCGUGUCCUUUAUACAUCUUACUAAUUUAUAAUGCUGUUGCUCUCACUGUGCGUUUUUCUUUUGGCAUGUUCAUGUAUAUAAUUAUAUGAAUUCAUUUGAUUUUGUAAAUCCAUGUAGCAUCUAUGUAAAAGUGUCAAUACAUACGAGCGGGCUUAAAUACAGACAUUUUAUCCUGUAAGAAAGAGUGUACCUAGAGUCGGCAACUAGACAUGUAUUUAUAGUUAUAACAUACACAUAACGUGAUAAUAAGAAUUCAUUAAUUGAAAUGCACACACUAACCAUUAAAUUAAAAAGUCUUCUGAUAACAUGUGAAGCAUAUCGACCAACAGCUGUCUUGUACUAGAAAAUUACUCUUCUCAUGUAAGAAGAAAUAAUUUUAGAUGAUUUAUCUUGUUUACCAUGUUCAAUAGUUUACUAAAAUGCAUACAGUUAGUAAAAGUUUAGCAAAAAAUACAUUUCAUUCAAAACUAAUACUCCGAACAAGCUCUGUUUAUGUAUUUAAUAGAUUGGCCGUAACUGUAAAUGUAGCAUAUAUCAGGAAGUCAAUUUAGUAGACUGUAUUGGCUAUAGAGCAAACAUAUAGUCAUUUGUUUCAAUGUUACAUUACGCAGUUGAAGCAAAAUAAACACAGAAGAUUCACUAGUUUAUUUCCAACUAGAUUUGAAACAGUGUUAUAUGAAUUGCAUGUCCAAUACCAUGUUUGUACCAAUGGCUGAAUGGGACAAUAAACAUAUUAUUAAUA
Messenger RNA from Dreissena polymorpha, 11199 nucleotides. RefSeq lists its product as uncharacterized. The coding region runs from base 189 to 2984 and encodes 931 amino acids. Lineage: Eukaryota; Metazoa; Mollusca; Bivalvia; Myida; Dreissenidae. Gene Ontology annotation, molecular function: protein binding. The transcript is spliced from 2 exons. The record is from RefSeq and is a predicted model, not a curated record. Gene Ontology annotation, biological process: signal transduction.